Messenger RNA from Penicillium odoratum, 597 nucleotides. RefSeq lists its product as uncharacterized. The record is from RefSeq and is a predicted model, not a curated record. Gene Ontology annotation, biological process: proteolysis. Gene Ontology annotation, molecular function: serine-type endopeptidase activity. Lineage: Eukaryota; Fungi; Ascomycota; Eurotiomycetes; Eurotiales; Aspergillaceae. The coding region runs from base 1 to 597 and encodes 198 amino acids. The transcript has a single exon.
AUGGAAAAUGGUGUUAAUAAAUGGCGUGUGGAUGUCAUUUCGAUGUUUUUUGGCUUCCCGACAAGACAAAUUGAUGGAUAUGAGAGGUUGGAGAACGUCAUCCGCACUGCACGCUCUAAUAAUGUCCUUCUCUUCGCAGCGGCUUCCAACAGAGGUGCCAAUGAGGGUCGAGCAUAUCCUGCUCGAGAUGAUAAUGUCAUUUGUGUCCAUUCUACUGACACCUAUGAAAACCGAUCAGACUUCAGUCCAGAGCCCGUUCGAAAUGUCAUUAAGAUUGCAACUGUCGGCGAGGCUGUGGAAUCUGCAUGGCCAGGGCAAGGAGUGCUAUUUAAGUCUGGUACAUCGUACGCAACGCCUAUCGCAGCCAGUAUGGCGGUAUUUUUGCUAGAGUGUGCAAGAAUAAAUCUGUCUGACAAUUAUGCCGAUAUGAUGAAGCAGAAGUCGCGCAUGGAAGCUUUACUUACCCGUAUAGCAGAUAGAGCUCGGGAUGGAUACCAGUAUGCGGUGAUUAACAGGUCCUCCAAUAAUCUCUUUGGCAGGGAUCAAGAAUCUAUUAUUGAUUCCAGGAUUCAGGAGAUAUUAAACAGUGAGCGUUAA